AUGGAAUUGAGCAAGCGCAGCUUCUUUUUGGGCGCAGCUCUGGGCUUGAUUCUGGGCCUUGCCCCAUCCCAGCUUCGGCAAGGCUGCAAGGCUGUCACGUGCCAAAUAUGUCAGCCAUGCCAGCCAUGCUUGUGCCAGGUUGUUGACGCAACCAGCUUCACAGACAGCGUGACGGCCAGUACGACGGCCAGCACCACGGCCAGCACCACGGCCAGUGCCACGGCUACGUUUGUGUCGGCGACUGCGACGGCCACGAUCACCACCACGACCAUGUCCGUACUGGCAACAACAUCGGAGCCCAAUCAUUAUGUGGAUGAUCGGUUCAAGGUCAUUAACUAUUACGUCGGCCACGGGCCCUGGAGGAUUCCGCCUUCAGGGAGGCAUAGCCAGUGCGGACAAGAUUGGCUAAUCAUGACACUAUUGAAUUGUGUCAAAGGCGGGUAUUUCGUGGACAUCGCCUCGAACAACGCUACCGAGUUGUCCAACACAGUGUUUUUAGAAAGCUUCGGGGGCUGGCGCGGUGUUUGUAUAGAGGCUAAUAGCCAAUAUGUUUAUGGUUACAAGCAGCGGACUUGUAAGCUCUACUUGGCUGCUGCCGGAAGCCCCGUAGACACGUUGGUGGACUUUGCCGCGUGGGUCAUGAACGAUGUUUGGGGAGGCAUCGUCGCGCCAGAGACAGACAACCACGACCCUGGCAAAAGGCCGCUAGAGUCGCUGCCGUUGGUUUCGCUGACAGACAUCCUGGACCACGCGGGAGCACCGCGCAGCAUCGAGUACUUGUCCUUGGACGUCGAAGGUGCUGAGACCAUGGUGAUGAGGGACUUCCAUUUUGAGAAAUACACCUUCAAGAUCAUCACUGUCGAGAGGCCCAAGCCAGAGCUGGUGGAACUCUUGGAGCGUCAUGGCUACCGAAAGGUGCGCCGGAAUGCCCACUGGGAUGACGAGCUCUGGCUCCACCAGCCUUCCUUUCCAGAGUUUGACAGCAUCUGGCAGGCGUUUUCGGGAGCGGACCGCGGUGGCCCAUAUCUCAACAGCUCCUGCCUGAGCGAGGCCGAAUUUCCUCAGCCGAAAUGGGAGUUCUGA
Molecule: messenger RNA, 1083 nt
Organism: Symbiodinium natans
Lineage: Eukaryota; Dinophyceae; Suessiales; Symbiodiniaceae
Source: the annotation of a GenBank genome assembly